This is a messenger RNA of Cladophialophora carrionii CBS 160.54, 1941 nucleotides long. RefSeq lists its product as uncharacterized. Bases 1 to 1941 code for a protein of 646 amino acids. NCBI's taxonomy places the organism in Eukaryota, Fungi, Ascomycota, Eurotiomycetes, Chaetothyriales, Herpotrichiellaceae. The transcript has a single exon. Gene Ontology annotation, biological process: protein secretion. Gene Ontology annotation, cellular component: endoplasmic reticulum membrane. Gene Ontology annotation, molecular function: guanyl-nucleotide exchange factor activity; protein binding; GTPase activator activity. The record is from RefSeq and is a predicted model, not a curated record.
AUGGCACCCAACGUGUCCUCUUGCCGCGUCCAGCUAUCAUACCCCCUCUAUGCCGCAGAUUUUGACCCUUUCAAUCCAGACUUCCUACUCGUAGGCGGGGGAGGCGGCUCAUCCGCGACAGGUGUGCCAAACAAGAUUUCACUAAUCGACGCCUCGCGACGGGAUCAGCUGAAAGAGGUGGUCGACAUCGAAUUGGCAAAAGAUGAGGAUUCGGUCACCAGCCUCGCCGUUGCGGACUCGUCGCCAGAACACUUGACUGCGUUUGCUGGCAUCAACAGUUCGGUCGCAGACCAUAAAGCAGGAAAGAACGAACAUUUACGGUCAUUCAGGAUUGGUCUACCCGCAAGGAAGAGAAAAGCCGAUGGGAGUGCGGUGGAGGGCGGCGCCGAGAAGCCGCUGGCCUCAGUACAAGUGACACAAUCUCUGGGGCGGGCUGCAUUGUUUGGAUCUAAGGUGGACACCAAGAACGAGACGUAUCAAAGAGUUCUACGGUUUUCGCCGACUCAAAAAUCUGGAGAACCUCGGCUUGCAGCUAUCGCUUCCGGACUGGGUCUGACAAACGAGAUCGUUGUUUUCCAUCCGAGACCACAGCCAAGGCAGGAUGAUGUGGUCUCGCGCGUAGAGCUUGACACCAAGGAAGCCGAGGACGUCGACCUGGCGCCAAAUGAAGGCGAGAAAGGUGGCUAUGUGCUUGCAUACUGCACCAACGACGAAGUCUUCAUGCAGCAACUUCCAAUAACAUCCACCCCUGAAGCCCCAACAUCUCUCUUCCGGGCUGCUGAGAUCUCCACAAAUCUUCCGCCUUCGCAGAGGCCCAAGUUUCGCGCCAUUCGCUUCCUUACGCCUCGCCUGCUCCUUCUCCUCCGCAACCGACCUCAGAGAUCUGGGGCCGAUCUUUUGGUUCUGCGAGUCAGCAAGGAUUGUUCACAAGCACGCAUAGUCCUGCGCAAACAAGCCAACAAAUCCCUCAAGGCGGCCGUUGGGCUUGAUGUUGCACCACUCAGCGAAGUCGCGGGAGAGAGGCAAUUUGUGAUAGCAGUGGGUGGGAUCCCGGGAGAGAACAGCGCCGUCGAGGUUUUGACCCUCGACUAUUCCCGAGAUGCGGGCCUUGGGACAUUUCGCUCUUUCACAUAUCUCAAAGACGUCCACAACGGACCCCUUACUGGCCUGGUCUUCUCCAACUUUAUCGGGCCCAAACUACCUGUGACUGGAGAUGUCGGACCUCAGUCUCUAAGGCUUGCUUCUGUGGGUGUUGACAAGUCUGUCAUAGUCCACUACAUUCCAUUGCGACCGUUUCCGUCGCCCGACAUCAAGAGCCCUAGAUACGUCCUCAUCCCGCCUGGUCGGUCGGAGGUCGUGCAGACCACGUUCAGUGUCUUCUUCGCCAUUGUUGUCAUUGGCUUUGCGGCUUUCCUCAUGCAGGUCUUCUGCGAGAUCCGUGGCGUCGUUCCGCCGGUCCUUGGAGCGCCAGAUUGGUUCUCGCCUCGUCUGCGGGAACUUAUUGGCCAGCCCUAUUUGCUCGCCAACCAGGCGAGCUCUGCCGCCUCAGACAUUCCGGUCGCCGCGCACAGCGCAGUCGACGAGUUCAAGAAGUCAGCAGACGACAUCUCUGCUACCCUUUCUUCCGCGGUUGCAGCUGCGACCGAAGGUCUGAAGAAUCUGGUCGAGCAGAACUCCAACCUUGAGACCCCGAAAGCAAUAAUUGUGCGGGAGGAAUCUCUCGGGGAAAUCUCGACCGAGGUCAUUCACUCGGACGCCGAGGUCGUCAAGCAGGAGACGUUGAGGAAAUGGGACGAACUUAGCGAGUCGCAGAAGAAGUCGUGGAAGCGAAAGCUGAUCGAUGCCGGUCACUGGGCGGAGCAACAAGGCGAGAACGUAUUGAAGGGGAUCCUGUUCUCCGAGCUCGCGGGCGCUGUGGGAAAUAUGGUCGGAGGAGGUUAG